GGUCAGUGUUCGGCAAACAUGGUGGAUCAAAAACACAAAUCUGAAUUCAUAGCUAAGGGCGCCUGAAUUUCACACAACGGAGAAGAGCAGAUAUUUCAAUCCGGAUCUUCCUAUAAAUGUCUUGCCUUUUAGGUUCAAGGAAACUGCAGCAAAUUUGCUAAAAUGGAUGACGUAGACGCAGUCUUGAUGAGAGCCAGCAUCCCGGUGCACGUGGUCGCUGGCAUCGCAGUGGUUUUGAAUCUUCUCGUGGUGGUGGUGUUUGCUCGAACCAAGCAACUCCGCAUCAAGUACUAUGGCUUCGUCUUCAACCUCGUACUCGCCGACAUCGCCUACCCUGCAAUGCUGAUUAUAUUCAUUCACUUCAGGCACGUGGCCACGGUUGUUGCCCUGUCUAGGGCUUUCUUCUUGACCGCCCAGCUCAGCAUCUUGGCCGUAGCCGUGAAUCGUUUGCUGGCGCUGUCUCUGAUGCCGCCUGCCCGCUAUGACGCCGUAGUGACACCCGUCCGCAUGGUGAUCGCAUGUCUCCUGAUUUGGAUCCUAUCUGCCGUGCUUUUCUUACCUACGACGUACCUCCAAGACCCCACCAUCAACUGGCUGAUCCAAGCUCUGAUUCCCCUUUUUAUUCUGAUCGUCACUGGGGUUUUAUACCUCGUGGUCUUCCGUAAGAUAUCCAUGUAUACGCCGCCGCUGGCGUCCAUCGGUGGAGUCAAUAACAUAGAUGGACAGGCUGGUACCCGCGUGCGCCAAACGCGUCACCUUAUGGUGACGUUCACGAUCAUAUUCGUGGCGUCUGCUGUCUGUUGGCUGCCAUUUUGUGUGGGCUUUAUUGUCCUGUUCACGCACGGCGAACUCACCUUGUCGGUUGUGGUAUUCUUGCGGCACAGCUAUGCAGCGUUGCCGAUGAAUUCCGCUCUCAACCCUUUCAUCUACUUUUGGCGUUUCCGAGAGGGGCGAGAAGGUUUCUAUAGGUUGCUGUGCGCAUGUUCCAGCCGCUGGAAGCACCAGGCGGAAACGGAUGCGAGCACAGUAGCAGAAACCGAAAUGUAACAUUAGGCCCAUGAGACUGAGGCUGAAUCCACUUUCAUUAUACACAUGUGUUAAUGCCAGCCGUAUAUAUAGCGAAAUGAAAUCGGACCAGACCUGAGAGUCAGGUUUUGGCAGGGGCACUUUCGUCGCCUUCCACCUCUAUGGCCCGUGGUCCAGUCUCAUUUCGAUGGACACGCCGUUCGGUCUUUAGUUUGUAGCUGCCUGGUUCCAUUUGGUUUCCCAAAAAUAUCGUUUUGUUGUUUUCCUCCAACGUUACAAAAAGGACGCUUUGUUCAUGAUUUUGCGUUCUUUGGAGUGUCUGUUUUCCUUUUAGGAUCUACAGGUUCCAUGCAGUGUAAAAUUAUAAUACAUGUACAUCAAAAACAAAUCGGGAUAUACCAAUUUGAGGAGCCAUUUUAGGAUCUCAUCGUUUGUUGUCAUUCAAUAAAUUUGGGUUUCACUUUUUUCCCCUGUCCCUGUUACGUGUACAUGCACAUCUGUGAUUUUAUAAUUCUGAUGCAAUCCCUAUAUAAUGCAGUCGUCUUCCAAGAGCGAUUAUGAAUAACCAACUACCUUCCAAAAAAUAAACAUCUCCUGAUUUUAUUCUUAAUGAUAUUUGAAUGGAAAAUUCAAAAUACUAAGGUAACAGGGACAGUAUUUGGUAGUGGCAAAUAAAUGUAAAUUUAAUUUAAUCGAAUAAUACAACUGACA
Patiria miniata (bat star) is the source of this 1737-nucleotide messenger RNA. RefSeq names its product histamine H2 receptor-like. The record is from RefSeq and is a predicted model, not a curated record. Gene Ontology annotation, cellular component: membrane. Bases 163 to 1047 code for a protein of 294 amino acids. NCBI's taxonomy places the organism in Eukaryota, Metazoa, Echinodermata, Asteroidea, Valvatida, Asterinidae. Gene Ontology annotation, biological process: G protein-coupled receptor signaling pathway. The transcript has a single exon. Gene Ontology annotation, molecular function: G protein-coupled receptor activity.